AUGUUACCAGUGGUCCUUUAUCGUAACCACACGCAAACGGCGAUCUUGCUCGACUUACCGGCGUCCAUCCAACAUGGUCAACAAGUUCCAUAUGUACUCAAAUCGUGCCCUGCGUUAUUGGUACCAUACCCAAGCACCGAACCCAAAGGAUACAAGAGAGAGACCGCUCUCAAUGCGAUCCCAAUUCACGAUCGGGCUUACCAUAUGUCGGUACAAGAGGACAUCUCUUCGGCUUUGAUCGAGGCCCGAGACUAUUUACAUGGCCGGAGCGGCUCUUGGUAUUUCCCGCGGCAUGAUUUUGCCUCACAAAACGCCUCUUUUGGUCAUUCACACUGGACCGAGGGGACUGACCAUUCACCGACCCUGGUACCUGUCAUUCUUUCAACAACAGAAGUGCACAACAAGUUCUCCUCCCUGAGUGACUUGUACGGAAUAGUCAUUUGCAAUCCUCGGCAAGCAGAUAUUGCCAUUAUAGAUGCCGAUGGCACCGGGGACUUUAUCGUUCCACCAGGUUCUGUCUUCAUUUUAUCUACUCUGGAAUCUGGACUUCCGGCCUUUGUAUCGGCCUCCCAUGCAUUGCUAGCCUCUAAACCGUUCGACCUGAUCCUCAUGGAUCCGCCAUGGUCCAACAGAUCGGUACGGCAUUCUGGUACGUACAGGACUUCAGACGAUCAGAUGAAUGAUCCAUUUCAGCAAGCCGUACGCAUAAUGAACGAUUCUCUUGCCCCGGAAGGACUGGUAGCCAUCUGGAUCACGAACAAGUCCUCCAUUCGUUCCAAUGUCUUGGAGAUGCUCCAAGCUCUGGAUCUUCAUCUUUGUGAAGAGUGGGUAUGGAUUAAAAUCACUGCCGGAGGCCAACCCGUCACCAAGCUCGAUGGGGUCUGGCGGAGACCAUAUGAGAUUCUUCUAUUGUUUCGAAAAUGUCAGCAAUGCGAAGACCCACGGCAUAGGAUCAUUAUGGCUGUACCUGAUUUGCAUUCUCGCAAGCCAUGUCUGAAGAUAUUGCUAGAGGAACUCUUACCUGCUGACUACAAUGCAUUAGAACUCUUUGCUCGAAGCUUGACUGCGGGCUGGUGGUCAUGGGGGGAUGAAGUAUUGAAGUUCCAGCACGAAAGUCAGUGGACCGGUUAUGAGAACACAAAACGAAGGUCCUUUUUUUCAUAG
Rhinocladiella mackenziei CBS 650.93 is the source of this 1164-nucleotide messenger RNA. RefSeq lists its product as uncharacterized. NCBI's taxonomy places the organism in Eukaryota, Fungi, Ascomycota, Eurotiomycetes, Chaetothyriales, Herpotrichiellaceae. The coding region runs from base 1 to 1164 and encodes 387 amino acids. Gene Ontology annotation, molecular function: methyltransferase activity; nucleic acid binding. Gene Ontology annotation, cellular component: RNA N6-methyladenosine methyltransferase complex; nucleus. The transcript has a single exon. The record is from RefSeq and is a predicted model, not a curated record.